UUAGCUGUCAACCUUUAUUUGAUUUAUAAUUUUCGUUGUAGUUUUUAUAUUAGUGUAAAUGAAAGUGUGUUGCGUUUACUUAGCUAUUAGCAUUGUUUUGGGCACGUGCUUUCGUUUUUGCAACGCUCACAGUUUCUCAGUAAAGAUUGGGUUUGAAUAACAGACAUAGUCUUGUGUUUUAUAAUCUAUUGAAUUAAUUUUACUUCAAUAAUUUACAUUUUACGGUAGUUUUAUGUUGAUGGUUGGUACACUGUCCGCAAUGCAGGUGUUGUUUAUGAUCCUGCUCAUCCUCACAUGCUUGUGUUGAUGUGCUUUGGCCAAUCAGAUGUUGCCAUGAAAGUCCCACCUUGCUUUUUUCCCCAUAUAUGCCCAAGCUUUUAUAAUAAGUGGUUUAUUCUAUAAUAAUUGAACUAUAGAAAUAUCUACAGUAAUAGCUUGAAGUUGGCAUUAACCUGCAGUUGUUGUCACUGUACAAUAGUGCAUCGUGCCAUCUUACUAGCUUACAUCAUACGUGGUGGGUGUGACACUAUAGGGUUGGUCCUCUCCAAAGCACUGGAUGUUGGUUGUAUGUGUCUGAUCAAUACCAGAAUAUAACUAGUGUUUUAGAGUCUCCUCUAAUGCAGCAGCUCAUUGAUUAUUAAAGCGAGAGAGGGAGAGAGAGAAUUUGGAGGGCAAGACAGAGAGCUGUUAAGGGAGUGAGAUGCAGACACAAGAGAGAUAGCAGGGAAAACAGAGUUGAGUACUGAUGUCAGGGGGAUUCUUUGUCUGUUGUAUAUGGAGCAGGGCGGGGGAGGCUCACCCUCUGACUGUAGGGACCAAUAUCAGUCAAAUCAGUGCAAAUGUCAGCAUCAGCACUGUUAGAUGUCUACCCGCUCACAAAUUGCUCCUAAAGGAGGACUGAGAGAGUGAGACCUUACGUAUGCUGUGGAAUAUCGCUCCUGAAGGAUGGUCAAUGCUUCCAGGGCCUGUGAUUUAACAGCAAAGCGCUCUCAGUCAAGUUAAUUUACGGGCUUACGGUGUUACAUCGCAAUGGCAACGAAGUUGUAAAACUGGAUAUAACUUUAAACAGAAAAGGUAUACUUGGCUAGUGUAUGUGUGAGUGAGUUUAUUUGUACAUGUGAGUGUGACUUUGUAUCAUCAUCAUGGCCUCUGUGAGUGUGACCUUGGAGAAUCAACUGCACAGCGCGCAAAAGAACCUGCUGUUCCUGCAGCAAGACCAAGCCAACACACUGAAGGGCCUUCACGCUGAGAUCCACCGCCUACAACAGCACUGCACAGACUUGACAUAUGAGCUGACAAUGAGGAGCUCUGAUCAAAGCGAUGACGGCGAGGCUCGCUGCAGAGAACUGCACCAGCGCUGUGAGGAGCUGGAGGCUCAGCUGAAGGCUAAAGAGCAGGAAAACACAGAGCUCCUGCGGGAUCUGGAGCAGAAGAACGCCAUGAUCUCUGUGCUGGAGAACACCAUCCGGGAGCGAGAGAAGAAGUACCUGGAUGAGCUAAAGCUGAAGAGUCAUAAGUUGGCCGUGCUGUCAGGAGAGCUAGAGCAGAGAGCCAGCACCAUCGCCUACCUCACCUCCCAGCUCCAUGCUACCAAAAAACGCCUUCUUGCUGGGGGUGCGGCUGGUGUAAGCCCCUCCGUCAGCCCCAUUGCCUCUUUCAAACCCACGCCUCCUGCCACUCCAGUGCCUACUGGAAACGAUAAGGACAUCCGCCAACCAGAGACCCCUCGCAGGCGUAUGCGCAAAAGUCUUUCACAGCCGCUGCAUUCUGAAUACAUGGAGCUAUAUCGAUUGGGUGCCACGGAUGGGCGUAGGGUGGUACUGAGAGAUUCUGUAGAUGCCAUGCCGGAUCCCACACCCUUCCUGCAAACAAGAGAGCCGGCUGGCCCUGCAGAGUCUCAACCAGUGCUCCGGGAACGCCCUUCUGUAAUUCCACCCAUUGCAUCUUUGGGCACACCCCCUGCACCAUUAAGUCCUGCCCACAUCCCAGUACCCCCAAGCCCCAGGAAUAGUCCAGCGCGGGAAGGGCAUCAUUCCUGUACUAACGCACAAAUAGGAGUGGCACAUAGGAUCCACCGCUUGCCCUCAGUGGGUGGAGGUGCUGCCCGGCCACAGGCAGAGGUGGAAACCCUCGCUGUGGACCAAGUCAAUGGGGAGCAGGUAGUUCGCAAACGCUCAGGCGCAGACAGAACUGUUUAAAACCAAGAAAUGCCCGCAUAUGCACACUCUAAAAUACAGAUAGAAAUAUAUAAACAUAGAUGUAUUAAGAUGACCAAUGCAGAAUGUGCUGAACUCUAUAUGACUGUGAAAACAUGCAUACUGUAUACACAAACACGCUCAGAACUGUAGAACUAUUCAAUAAAUGUAUGAAACACAAACAUAUCAGUAAAUUCGCUACAGAUUUCAAACUAACAAACACAAUUGCACAGCACAACCUUAAACAACUGGCAAAUGAACAAGAGAGUUUUAGGCACAGACUGUCCAAGAAUGAGAGAGACAAUGAAUGUGUUUCUAAGAGAAUGAUGGAGAGACUGUGAAGGGCAGCAAGAGCUACUGUAUGUCCUGCUGCUUUAUAUGCAACACUGUAAAAACAAAUGGAAAAAAAAAAAAUGGUGUAAAGAAUUUUUUUUGUCUUUUUUUUUGUCUCACCUCCGUCAAAAAGAACCGUGAGCAUGCCAAAUGUUUAUUUUUCUUUACCAUCUGACUUUCAGUGUCUUCUUUUUGUCAUUUAUGUCCCACUCUGUUGUCAAGGUGCAUCACACACAUAUAUUGCCAAAUCUUGUCAUUGUCUGCUGAUUUAAUGUGCUCUGAUGCAUAUUCAUAUCUACUCAUAUUUAUUCAUAAGCACUCCUGUAGUACUGGAAUCUCCUUUCUUCCCUUCUCACUGACAUAUCUACAGGAAAAUGUCAAGAAUCCUCCUGCUUCUUAUUAAACAUCUGCAGAAAUUAAAGGACAAAUGUCUCAAAGAGGUGACUUUAAUUGCACUGUUGCUCUUGUUUUAUUAAUAACAUGACUAUUAAUAUACACUGACUGAGCACUUUAUUAGGAACACUAUGGCCCUGAUAAAGUGCCCGAUGUGGUCUUCUGCUGUUGUAGCCCAUCUGUCUCAAGGUUCGAUGUGUUGUGCAUUCUGAGAUGCUAUUCUGCUCACUACAAUUGUACAGAGUGGUUAUCUGAGUUACUGCAGCCUUUCUGUCAGCUCGAAUUAGUCUGGUCAUUCUCCAUUGACCUCUCUCAUUUCCAUCCGCAGAACUGCCGCUCACUGGAUGUUUUUUGUUUUUGGUACCAUUCUGAGUAAACUUCUAGAGACUGUUGUGCUUGAAAAUCCCAGGAGAUCAGCAGUUACAGAAAUACUCAAACCAGCCCGUCUGGCACCAACAAUCAUGCCACGGUUCAAAUCACUGAGAUCACAUUUUUUCCCCAUUCUGAUGGUUGAUGUGAACAUUAACUGAAGCUCCUGACCCAUAUCUGCAUGAUUUUAUGCAUUUCACUGCUGCCACAGGAUUGGCUAAUUAGAUAAUUGCAUGAAUAAGUAGGUGAACUGCUGGUCCUAAUAAAGUGCUCAUUGAGUGUAUA
Molecule: messenger RNA, 3575 nt
Organism: Myxocyprinus asiaticus (Chinese sucker)
Lineage: Eukaryota; Metazoa; Chordata; Actinopteri; Cypriniformes; Catostomidae
Product: coiled-coil domain-containing protein 92-like
Exons: 5
Coding region: 1143-2198 (351 amino acids)
Source: RefSeq, a predicted model, not a curated record